Molecule: messenger RNA, 2002 nt
Organism: Amyelois transitella
Lineage: Eukaryota; Metazoa; Arthropoda; Insecta; Lepidoptera; Pyralidae
Product: solute carrier family 52, riboflavin transporter, member 3
Exons: 2
Coding region: 210-1457 (415 amino acids)
Biological process (GO): riboflavin transport
Cellular component (GO): plasma membrane
Molecular function (GO): riboflavin transmembrane transporter activity
Source: RefSeq, a predicted model, not a curated record
UAAUCAUAUCUUUUCCUUUCGAAACACCAAACCUCCACAGUUUUCUUAGUUCAUGAAUGUUACACAAUAAUGCUAUUCAUUUGGAAUAAUUUAAACAAGUGUUUAGCUUUUUUAAGGAAAAAACGUGUAAAGUGAUACUACCAGUGUGAAUUAUACUCAUAGUACCGAGUAAUUUAGUGUAGUGACAGUUUUUGAUUGAACGAAUUGCAAUGAAUAAAUUUAAAAGGAUGAUACUUUUGGAUGUGCUAAUGGCGGGCUGGGGUCUAAGCACUUGGCUGGGUGUGAACGGCAUGUACGUGCAACUGCCGCUGCUGGUACAGGAGCUGCCCGAGGGCUGGGCGCUGCCCUCUUCCAUGACCGUGGCGAUAGCCGCCGCCAAUGUUGGCUUGUUUCUGUACGCGGCUCUGCGUCGGCUGCUUCCACGCGUGUCAGAUUCCCACCACAUUUUGGGGCUACUUGUGAUGAUAACUUUAGCUCUCUUCAUCAAUUCUUUUGUUUACUCUAAAACUGCAGUAAUCGGUACCACUGAGCGCUCUGUAGCGUUCCUCACAAUAACAUUUUUCGUAGCAUUAGUCGGAUGUACAAGUUCAGUGUUGUUUUAUCCGUACCUAAGACACUUUAGGGACAUUUACUUAGCUACUUAUUUAGUGGGAGAAGGAUUGAGCGGUUUCCUACCCAGUAUUUUGGCACUGAUACAAGGCGCGAGUGGAGCUCCUGAGUGUGUACCUUCGGCUGACAAUUCGACUAUCGAGGCGAUCUAUCCGCCGCCACGCUUCGAGCCAAUGGUGUUCAUGUUAGUACUGAGUGGUCUCGCUAUUAUCAGUGUUAUAAGUUUUGUCUUUAUAGACAAAACUGAGAUAUUCACAUCAGAAAAAGUUUCUACUGUUGCAAAGCAGGAAUCAAAUGAUGAGUCGAAAAAGCUUGAGUCGGACUCCUGGCGUCACCCGCGUUGGAUUCCUGUCACAAUAUUGGUAGUUAUUUUGAACGGUCUAGCAAAUGGUGUGAUGCCUUCAAUUCAGUCGUACUCAUGUAUGCCAUACGGAAACAAAGUGUAUCACCUAGCAGUAACGUUGAGUACCAUGGCAAACCCGAUGGCUUGUCUGGCAGGAAUUUGGUUGCUGGCACCUGUCAAGCUGUUGAUGACAAUGCUGGUGUUCGCUGCACUGCCCUUCGGAUAUAUCCUCACGACAGCCUUGAGGAGUCCUACACCACCUCUUCAUGAGAAAAUUAGCGGGGAAGCUUUGGUGGUGGUGUCCUGGGUAGCGCUAACCGCCGUGAUCUCGUACUCGCGCAUGUGGACGCUGUCUCUCGGGCGGCGAGGCGGUGUGGCCGUGAUGCGCUCGCUCGGCGCGUUCGGACAGCUCGGCUCGGUGAUAGCCUCGCUCACCAUGUACGCCAUCGUCAACUACACUAACACCUUUAUUGAACCCCCAGUUUGUCCUACACCCUCUAAUUAAAGUACAUAUUUGCUUAAUUCUAUGUUACUAAGUUUAGUCAUAGGAUUUGGAAUGGUAUAAGACUAGGAAUGAUUUAUUACAGGUACUUAAUUAAAUGUGUCAUGGAAACUGAUCGCAAUCACCACUAUCAUAGUUAUGAUGAUUACAUGCUUCACUAGACGACGACACACAUCUUCACAUAGUUCCAAGUACCUUUCUAUUAUUUAUUUUGUAUCCAGUUUCAACCGCUUAAUAUACACAUAGCAAUAAUUUAAUCAAAGAGUGUGUUUGUUUUCAUGUUUGUUAUUUACUCGCUACCAUUUAAAGAGAUAUCAGAAUUGCACAAAAGCCCGUGUCAGUAAAUUUUUUAAUUAUUUUAGGUACUCAUUCUAAAAAAAUAUAAGAUGUACGGAUUCGGUAGGUAUAGAUUGACCUACAAAACUAGUGAGAACUAAGCAAGUCUAACAUUAUUAGUUAUGUACUUGGUGGGUUUACAAGCAAAUACAAUUAAAUAAGUAACUUACUUCAACAAAUAAAAUCCUGAAUAAAAUAAUGUGACGAAAAUA